AUGGUAUACAGGAUACCCACCCCCGAUAACCCCUUGGUGCUGGGGACCAGACGCACCUACACUUACAUCUCCAAUUGGAGAGAAUGCCACAUUGCGGGAAGGGAGACGAUCGAGGGCUACACACGCUACUCAGAAGAGCUGGUCCUUUCUGUAGUGUUAACAUACUUGCCCCCUUUCCACUCAGUGUGCUUCUCUGGCAGCAGAGUAGGUCAAGCAGGACCUGUGCAGGCGCCAAAAACAAAUGAGAAAAUUGACCACGGCCUAUUGGCUCUUUUACUUUCAUCAUUGAUGACGCUGGCAAAACUAGUGACAACACAGAAUGUGCCCACGUACACCAAGAGGUGGCAGGCAGCAUUGGCCUCACAAUCCAUAGGGCUGGCAACAAGAUUUCACUCGGUCGUUACAGGUAGAGAUGAUCUCUGGGCGGAGAUAGUAGACAGAGUAAUGUCCAUUGACAAGGCAGUCCAGUAUAUGGAUUUCUUCAUCAAGUCACACUGUCGAGCAGUGAAGAUUCCUGCUGUGCUAGACCAAACUCUAGACCUUAAGGCAAAGUGGGCAGCGGCACGGCCGACAGAUGAUAAACUUCCUUACAGUCAAGUAAUGAAUCUGAAUACUCACCAAGAGCUCCACCAUGCCAACUUUCCCGAUCUUUACUAUGCGGCUAGAGCCUUUGCCAAAGCCAGUAAUAUGCGUAGGUGGAUGAAGCGCGCAUUACAAGAAAAAGAAAUUCAAAAUAUCUUGCAAGAAGAUAUUCCUUCGGAUCCUGAAAGUUGUGUGGAGUCGGAUUCAGACUGUGGCUCAGAACCAGACAUUGAUCAAGCCCCCGAAUCCACCCUUGGUAAUGACACUAUCGCUGUGCAGACAUUCAAUGACAACUUUGACUCGGAUGAUGAUAUACCUCUGGCUAAUUUUAUUGAUUUACUACGAGUAAACGACAAAAUCUUGGCUUGUGGUACUGUAAAUGUUACUAGAAAACAUUUACCUACACUCAAAGAAGAUACUAAGUUAGAAAGGGGUGAACAUGACUAUAGAGUCAGUGACACAAAUGUGACUGUGAUGAAGUGGAAAGAUAAGAGGGUAGUCCACCUUUUAUCAAACUACCACGACCCACAAAAUGUCAGUACUGUUAUUCGCAAAGAGCGUAAUGGUGACUCGAACCAGAUAGCUUGCCCUGAAGUUGUAAAGGAUUACAACGCAAAUAUGAACUUUGUAGACAAGUUUGACCAACUCAAAAGCUGUUAUGCCAUUGAAAGAAAGUCUCGUAAAUGGUGGCAUAGAAUAUUCUUUCAUUUCUUGGACUGCGCGUUGGUAAAUUCUUUUGUUAUUUACAAAAAUCUUCAAAAACUCGAUCAUAUGGGACUGUCAAGACUGACAAUGAAGGAAUUCCGCCGUUCUGUCUACCAGAGCAUUCUUGCCCCUGCUUUUGUGAAUAAGCGAUCUUACGGUUCCAAUAUCAGUUCUCCAGCGCAUUCUCCGAUUCCUGUGCUAAUAAAACGUCACAAAUCAACAGUUCCCCAAGAAAUACAUUUAGAAAGUAGUCGGCAUCAACCACAACAGGGCACAUCGAGGCGCUGCUGCAAGUGCAGUAUAAAAUCUCAACCAGUACGCACAGUUUGGGAGUGUAGCAUGUGUAAAGUUCCUCUUUGCCUACGUAAAGGAAAAACUUGCUUUGCUGAUUUUCACAAAAAGUAG
Messenger RNA from Parnassius mnemosyne (clouded apollo), 1692 nucleotides. The record is from the annotation of a GenBank genome assembly. Lineage: Eukaryota; Metazoa; Arthropoda; Insecta; Lepidoptera; Papilionidae.